Molecule: messenger RNA, 1853 nt
Organism: Oryzias latipes (Japanese medaka)
Lineage: Eukaryota; Metazoa; Chordata; Actinopteri; Beloniformes; Adrianichthyidae
Gene: akr1a1a
Product: aldo-keto reductase family 1, member A1a (aldehyde reductase)
Biological process (GO): aldehyde catabolic process
Molecular function (GO): alcohol dehydrogenase (NADP+) activity
Source: RefSeq, a predicted model, not a curated record
UUAACUGUGAGCACAGUGGAGUUUGGACACUUCCCAUCACUGCUAGUUAUGGAUAAAUAAAGAGAGACUUCGACCUCACGCUGCCAAAACCCAGAUGGACGCAAACCUCACUUUAUAAGUGAUUCAAGGAGUAAACCUGACACAUUCCACUGUAGCCGUCUCUCCAUCGGCAGGUCCUCAAAGUUGCAACAUGGGCACUUUUGUGACUCUCUCAUCGGGCCAGAGGAUGCCCAUGAUUGGACUCGGCACGUGGAAGAGUUCUGCAGGACAGGUGAAACAGGCGGUGGUGGCAGCUUUAGAAUGUGGCUACAGGCACAUCGACUGUGCUGCAGUCUACGGCAAUGAGCAGGAGAUUGGAGAGGCUCUGGCUCUGUGUGUUGGUCCGGGGAAGACUCUGAGGCGUGAAGAGCUCUUUGUGACUUCCAAACUGUGGAACACCAAGCAUGAUCCAGAGGAUGUGGAAGACGCCUGCAGGACCAGUUUGGCCCACUUGGGUCUUUCUUAUCUGGACCUUUACCUCAUGCACUGGCCCAUGGCUUUUCAGAAAGGGAAAGAGCUGAUGCCCCGAAGAAACGAUGGAACCAUCUGCUACUCUAACACGCACUACAGAGAUACUUGGAAAGCCAUGGAGAACCUGGUGGAUAAAGGUCUUGUGAAGGCUAUAGGAUUGUCCAACUUCAAUGCUAGGCAAAUGGAGGAAAUCAUCCGUGUAGCAAAACACAAACCUGUGGUGAACCAGGUAGAAUGCCACCCUUAUCUGUCUCAAGCAGACCUUCUGUCACACUGUCAGUCUUUGGCAAUUUGUGUGACGGCCUACAGUCCUCUGGGGAGUGGAGACAGACCCUGGGCAUCUCCAGAUGAACCCAGUCUACUGGAGGAUCCUAAACUGGGGGUAAUCGCUCAAAGAUACCAGAAAUCACCUGCUCAGGUGAUCCUCAGGUGGCACAUUCAGAGGGGCGUGGCAUGCAUCCCCAAAAGUGUUACGCUCUCCAGAAUCCAGCAGAACCUGAACGUGUUUGAUUUCAACUUGUCGCAAGAGGACAUGAAGCUGAUCAAUUCUUUCAGCUGCAAGAGGCGUUUCAUCGUUCCGACAGCAGUGGUGAGAACUCAAUAAGGAUGGCAAGACAGUGUGGAGAGAUGCAGAACAUCCACAUUUCCCUUUCCACGACGCCUACUGAGUCUACACUCAAGACCAACUAACUUGUUGGGAAUAAAUGCCAACAAGGACACACUUUAGGAGUGACACUGUUGACUGACAGAACUGCUUUCCAGUCAAUACAUUUUCAUUUUUUCCUUUAGCAGCAUUAAAACACUGAAGCUUAAACGAGACCUUCUGUAGUUAAGUGGAAAAAAUAAAAACUCUUGCCAACACCCAUCUUUUGCAUCAUUAGCUAGGAUUGUGUACAGUUUGCAUGCAAAGAUGUGGGUUUAAAUAAAAAUAAUUAGGGGGUUAGAUGCCAUAAGGAAUCUUUGCCCUUAAAGAGGAAACACAAAAAACAAAAUAUUUCAAUUUCUUCAGAUUUUAUUUUCAACAACAUAACCUUGACAAAUCUGUAAUACAUUAUAUGCUACUGUUUAUUUUAAAAAAGAAAGGAGAAAUAUCAGCAAUGUGUUUUUUUUGUCUUUCCAAGUCUCGCACAUAUUCCAAUCAGCAUAGCCAUUUGUGUUGAGAAAUACAGAGAAUGAGGCCACUCAAAAAAAAAAAAAAGAAAAAAAAAAGAAACCCAGUCACCCAGCCACCCCACUGAGAAGAAACUCUGCGUCUGACUCACCUUAUAUUUCCAAAAUCCCCAACUCAGAAUGAAGUCAGGGUAAGCCAAUAAGCUACAUGCUUUCUCAAUAUGGGGGGGGGG